UCUUAUUUCUUUUUCAAAUCGUUGCUGCGGGGUGAGAACACAGCUUUUCAUCGCCGCUUGAGCGUUACAUAACCGAGUGGCAUUAGCUGUCCGAGGUGCUGAAGUGAACGGUCGGAGGACUAUAACGGGACGAGCCGAGGGGGAAUUCACAACCUUGCAAGGUCACAGGCCUAUCAAUCGGGGGGAAGAGGAAAAACGCGCCUCUCGCUGAACCACCGGGAAGCAGCUGGGUUAUAUUCAUAUUUUUUUCCCCAUCAUCAUCUGUGGUGAAAUACAUUCCUGUAGCUGGUUGAUUCAACGGAGAGAAAAUGUCGGGGCAAACGCUCACGGAUCGCAUUGCCGCUGCGCAAUACCAGCUAACGGGAUCAGAUAUGGCCCGGGCUGUCUGCAAAGCCACCACUCAUGAAGUGAUGGCGCCCAAGAAAAAGCACCUGGAGUACCUGGUGUCAGCCACCAAUACCACCAACGUGAACAUCCCUCAGAUGGCUGACACGCUGUUUGAGCGAGCCACCAAUGCCAGCUGGGUGGUCGUCUUCAAGGCACUCGUCACCAGUCAUCACAUGUGUGUCCACGGCAACGAGAGGUUCAUUCAGUACUUGGCUUCCAGGACCUCCCUGUUCAAUCUCAGCAAUUUUAUCGACAAAACAGGCUCCCACGGCUAUGACAUGUCUACAUUCAUCAGACGGUAUGGACGAUACCUGAACGAGAAAGCCUUCGCCUACCGCCAGAUGGCUUUUGAUUUCACCAGAGUCAAGAAAGGUGCUGAGGGCGUGAUGAGGACCAUGACCACUGAGAAGCUGUUGAAAGGCAUGCCUGUUCUGCAGACUCAGAUUGACACACUCUUGGAGUUUGAUGUUCACCCCAAGGAACUGAACAAUGGGAUCAUCAAUGCUGCAUUUCUGCUCCUCUUCAAGGACCUGGUCAAACUGUUUGCAUCCUACAAUGACGGAAUCAUCAACCUAUUAGAGAAAUACUUCAAGAUGAAGAAGAGCGACUGUAAGGAGGCUUUGGAGAUCUACAAGAGGUUCCUGACCAGGGUGACAAAGAUCGGGGAAUUCAUGAAGCUGGCUGAGACAGUUGGAGUCGACAAAAACGACAUUCCUGACAUCAACUACGCUCCCAGCAGUAUCCUGGAGAGUCUGGAAACACACAUGAACGGUCUGGAAGAUGCAAAGGGUGGAAAGAAGGGUGAAGGGUCUCCAACAAAGGGGUCUCCGACAAACAACGUGUCUCCGACAUCGACCCCAGCCAAAUCUUCAAACGCUGUUCCCACACUGCAGCCACCUCCAGGAGAGGCUGCCGCCGCCGCUGCUGCUCCUGAACCAGCUGAAGAUUCCUUGUUGGACCUGGAUCCACUGUCCUCCUCGGGUCCCUCAGCACCAUCAGCUGCCCCCACGUCUUGGGGAGAUCUUCUUGGAUCAGAAAUGGGCGAUUCCUUGCUAUCUGAACCCACCCUCACGGCAGAGCCCGCCCCUUCCUCUGCAGCAGCAACGCCCACUCCUGCAGCGGCAGAACCCGGAGUCUCUCUAGCUCCUCCCACUAGCACAGCAGCCGCCACCUCCCCUGGCGCCGCCAAUAUGGAUCUGUUGGGAGAUGCCUUUGCAACACCUGCUCCUGCCACUGAGGCCUCUGCAGCCGCAGCUGAAGGUGGGGCUGCCGCUACGUCUGCCCCAGCCGCCAACGCUGGAGCUGAGUCCACAGGAGGAGGCGAUGCCACAGCUGCUGCUGCUGCUGCUGCUCCUGCUGCUCCUGCUGCCCCCGGUGCGGAGCUCAUGUCAGUAUUUGAUGGACUAGGAGAUGUAAUGAAGCCCACUCUGACCCCUCAGACGGGUGAUGUUGACACCUCCAUGGCUAACAUGGCAAGUAAUCUCACAAUGGGAACCUCAGCGGCCCCUCAGGUAGCUCCCCCCUGUUGGGGUGCUCCCAUGACUGGGGCACCGGGAGCUCCCAUGAUGCCCAUGGUGAGGCCAGGCUUCCCUGCCACGGGAGCGACCCCCGGAGCACCGAUGUCUCCUGGAGUGGCCCAGAGUCCCAGGAAGCCUCCACCACCAAGGAACGCCCUGGAUGACCUCAACAUUAAGGACUUCAUGUAGACUGACUGACCUGUAAUCUCCCAAGGUUUGUCAUUGUGUCUGGAGCUCUGUGGAUGUGGAUGUCUGCACUUCCCUACUGCCUUCCCCUCAGUCAUGCCCCAGCCCCUUCAGCCAACCAGCCAUUACAUCUUCAAUCUUUACCCUGUGACCUCCUACCAGCCGCGACCCCCCCUAAAAAAAACCCCUCUGCCCUCCUUAUCUAAUGUUGUAGCACAACUGUGAAUGUGAACCCUAGAUACAGAAAAACGAAAUUCUGUUUAUGUGUGUGUGGGUGUGCGUGUAAUUCAGUGUUAACCUUUACUUAAUAUACUAUGGAAAAAUGAACAAAAAAAAUAAUAAAUGUGUAUUUAGAUUCAUUCUGGAUUUCCGCGUAUCAGCUGACUUGGAAUGGUGGAUAUAUGUUGGUUUCUUUGCGCAUCUCCCAGACGAGGACUAUGUUGUUAAAUGUGGACUGUGUUCGGUGUGUGUAACUUCACUGGCCAAGCCCCACUCCCACUCCUGUUGUCCAGACUAAUACUGAGCUAUGUUUAUGUCAUUAAAAACUUGGUUGUUCCUAUAUCUGCUCAGCCAUCCAUCCUCCCACCUGUCUACUUCAAGUUUUUGGAGAACAAUUCUUGAUCAAAAUGUACCUGAGAAAAACUUGCACUGCAAAUCUGGACGUAUCAUCGAACACAUCAAACUGUGUUCACUUUCAUUUUUACUUUGUCUUUUUUUCUUUUUUAGGGAUUGUAUGAAACAUGCAAAAAAAAAAAAAGUGAACUGUGUUCGAAUUGACAUAUGCAUUUUAGACUAUUUUAAAUGAUAGAUUAUACAUAUUUUCUUUAAUCUUUAUUUUGAAAGACAAAAAUGUAUCAUAUAUUUUUAGUUACGUCAAAUUCUAUGGUUGCAAAAAAAAAAGGCAAGUAGACUUAAAAACUUUCCCGCCUUCUUUGUACAUACCUCUCAAUCUGUAAUCAGAGGCAGUAUUGAACGGAAACUUUGCCCUGAGUGUUUACUGUUUCGCCCUCUGCUGGUGUGGAGUGAUACUGCAUCGUAGCAUGCGACACAGGUCUAUCUGGGAUGCAUUCUCUCAGAGAGCUCCUUUCCUUGUCUCAAUCGCUACACACACACAAGAUGAUUUAAUAUUAGGGUGGAAAUCCAAGAGACAAGGAAGCAUUUGUGUAUGUGAUUGGAAUGUGGCCUCAGUCUUCUUUGGGUCAUUUGUGACGCAGCAGCGGUCAGUACAUUUCUUCGUGUACUGUCACUGGAAGUCUUGAGGACUCUCACUGUAAAGCACUCAAGUAUACGCUGGAUGUUCUGUGUGUUGUUUCUUUCCAAAAGUGACUGUAUCUUAAUCCAUUGUGGCAUUAACAAAGUGUUGAAAGAAAAAUAAAGAUGAAUAUGACACAUAAAAACAAAAA
Molecule: messenger RNA, 3493 nt
Organism: Larimichthys crocea (large yellow croaker)
Lineage: Eukaryota; Metazoa; Chordata; Actinopteri; Sciaenidae
Gene: snap91b
Product: synaptosome associated protein 91b
Exons: 23
Coding region: 309-2093 (594 amino acids)
Biological process (GO): synaptic vesicle budding from presynaptic endocytic zone membrane; clathrin-dependent endocytosis; clathrin coat assembly
Cellular component (GO): synaptic vesicle; extrinsic component of presynaptic endocytic zone membrane; clathrin-coated vesicle
Molecular function (GO): 1-phosphatidylinositol binding; SNARE binding; clathrin heavy chain binding
Source: RefSeq, a predicted model, not a curated record